Messenger RNA from Symbiodinium sp. CCMP2592, 5565 nucleotides. NCBI's taxonomy places the organism in Eukaryota, Dinophyceae, Suessiales, Symbiodiniaceae. The record is from the annotation of a GenBank genome assembly.
AUGGCAUACGGCUAUGGCCCCACGCCUGCCUACCACUCCAAGAACUAUCACAAGGAGGCCUUGCGGACAGUGUACCGUCGGAGGCUCGAUCACCUGGGCCUGAAGCUUCAGCAGCUGGAGUUGGUUGGCGACGGGGAGAACACAGAAAGGGAGGCACGAUACCUGGCCAUGCGCCAGGCGCUGGCUGUCAUCGAGGCACAACCUGACGGUCUUUGUGGUGGUUGCGCGGAGUGGCAACACCGGCACCGUCGGGAUACGAAGCAACUCCUCCAGGAAGUCGCCCAUUUGAGGGCAGCUUUGCAAAGGAUGCUGGCUCAGAUGGGACAGUUGUUACCUGCCGAAGACGUUUCUAGGCUGCAACAGGAGCUCAAUCUGGACUCCCGUCUGUUCAGCCAGAUUUCGAAGCCCGGCGUCACCGAGCAGGACCUCGCAACCAUGAAGUUGGCCAGCGUUGGUAAAGAGGUGGUCAACUUGAAGGCAGAAAAUGCCGCGUUGAAGAAGCGACAAGCGGACAGCGAAGCAGAGCUGGCGGAGCAGCGGCGGCGAAGUGCGGCGCUGGAGCGAGAGCUCCGGGAACUGAAGCAACAGAUGGCUCAGAAGGAGAUCCAGGCCGCCAGCCCCGAGUUUUCCUUGGAGGCCCGCAGCCGUGGGAAGCCGCAGAAGACGAAGGACCUGUCUCUGUUCCCUCGGACCUUCUCGAAGCAAAUGGAGGAGUCCUACCUCAGUCGCCGGCCUUCGCGACCCAAUGUCGUCGACAUGAAGUUGACGUCGUCCCCGCCUUCGGAUUUCGAGAAAACCGCGAAGGCCGACCUCCUGGUAAAUGAGAUCAGCAGCCUCCAUGAAGAGCGCCGGCACCUCCGCCGGCGAGUGGAGACCGCGGACCUCAACGGCAGCCAGGAGGCGCAGGAGGUCUCGGCUGCAUUGGAGGGCGCCCGGGGCCGCUUCCUCGAGUCCCAGCUCCGAAGGGAUCGCCUGCGUCGGCUGGUGAAGGGCCUCGAAGGUCACAACCCACCACAGCCAGAGCAGGUGGAGGUGUCGCUGCAAGAGAGGGAGCGCGAGCUCGAAACGAGGGUCGAGGCGCUUCGAAAAGACACGGGGAACCUGGAAGAGCGUCGUCAAAACUUCAUCAAGGAGCUCGAGGACUGCCGCCGUCAGGCAGCACAGCGCACUGCGGAGCUUCGCCACUCGGAGGAGCUCGGCUCGGAGGCUGUCGCACGCUGUGCAGCUUUGCAGCUCGAGCUCAAACUGCUCCAAGAGAAGAUCUUCGGAGUGGAGACGGAGCGCCAGGAGCUGUGGCAGAAGCAGCGGCGCAUGGGGGAGCAGUUUGAAAGUGCGUGGGAGGCAGCCACUGCCGAGGUGCUUCGAGUUGACAAGAUUGUGACUGCCGUGGCUAUCGGAUUUAAGUUUCUGGACUUGGGCUCUGGAACGUCUGCUUUUGCUGAAGCAGCUUUCGCAUUGCCCGGGAGUGUCGCAGCCUUGGCUUACAUGAAGGCCCGUAGGCCGAUCCUGUGCAUCGUGCUGCUGGGGUGCCUCAUAAACACCACGAUGUUCUCUGCCUGUCAGGGGGCACCGGCCCCCAGGGGUGGUCCUAUCAUCCGCGAAGAAGCCAUGAGCUUCCCCUUCGACUGCGAGUCUCCAUUCCUCUUUGCCGUCUACCACUUGGACCACUACCCUCCCGGCAAGCCGGACAUGACUCCCAAUGCAUCCUUGAAGGGGCACAGGAUGGGUGCGGACUUCGGGCACCCCUCCGGUUGGAACAUGUACCACGGGGAGGAGAUCCCCGGCUUCCCGAAGCACCCGCACCGCGGCUUCGAGACCAUCACGGUGACCAGACGCGGCUGGGUGGACCACACCGACUCUUUGGGCAAUGCUGGGCGCUUUGGCGGUGGGGACGUCCAGUGGAUGACUGCCGGGGCCGGCAUCAGCCAUGCCGAGAUGUUCCCCCUGCUCAAUCAGGAUUCAGAGAAUGUGCUGGAGCUCUUUCAGAUCUGGAUCAAUCUGCCCAAGCGCAGCAAGAUGGUGGAACCUAGCUUCAAGAUGCUCUGGGCGGAGGAUCUAGCAACAGUCCACCAGGCCGACGGAACAGAAAUCGCCUUGAUCGCGGGCUCCCUACCAGGCUUUGGCUCGCCGCCGGCCCCGCCUCCGAAUUCCUACGCAUCAGAUCCUGCCUCAGAUGUCAUGGUCCUAACCCUGAAGAUCCCAGCAAAAGGAUCUUGGACGCUCCCGGCCUAUGCGGGAGCCGGAGUCUCAGGGCUGAACAGGAAUGCGUACAUUCACACCGGCACGAAGAGCAAAAUCGGUGGGCAGGUCAUCCAUGGCCAGAAGCGUCUUAAGCUGCGCCCAGAUGCAGACACCGAGAUCGCUGCCGAGGACGGGCCGAUUGAAGUCCUCGUUCUGCAAGGCCGCGACAUCGGGGAGCCCGUUGUUCAGCACGGGCCCUUCGUCGGCAACAGCCGCGAGGAUAUCUCCAAGGCUUUUCGAGACUACCAAACGACGGAAUUUGGAGGCUGGCCAUGGAAGUCGAGUGCUUUGGCCCACGGCCCGGAGCGACCGCGCUUUGCCAAGUAUGCCAGCGGCGAGGAGGCCAAGCUGGCUGCCAUGGCAGCGGAGCUACAGAGGCAGCGGGAACUGCUCAGCGUGACUCCCGAGCCCGUGAAGGAGGCACUUGCCCUCACAAGCCCGGAGGAGAUGCCAGAGAGGUUUUCGGGUGGCGUCUGGCAGCAGAGGCUACUUCAAGAAUCUUUGCGUGCAGAGCAGGCUGAGCUCCGGCUCCUGGAAGCCUCCACCGACGGAGUCGAAGCUCGAGAACGGGGCCUCCAAGAUUCUCUGAAGGUGGCGCUCUCCAAGCUGGAGGAUCUGAAGCAACAGCUCGAGGGCGAGCGCAUCGCCAAAGCGGAAGCGCAGAAGAUCUGGGCAGCUGCACAGCGCGAGCAGCAGUCGCUCGCGCUGCAGAAGCUGCGGAGCCACAUGGAGGCCUUGCGGUCCUGGAACUCCCAGAGGCGCGGCCGGCUGCUGAAGCUGGCCAAACGGUCAACGCAGCAACCCGACGGUAGCACCGGCGUGCUCAGAGCCGAGUUGGAUGGACACCUCCGCUGGAUUUUUGGCACCCUGGCCCUUUCCUUCGCAGAGAAGAGGACGCCAGAGAAAGCGGCCUUCGAUCUGCACUGCUGGCACCAGGCCUUGCGCGGGCUGAGACAGGCCCUGCAGCAGGCGAAGGCCUCGGAAGCCGUGGAGGACUACGCGGAGAAAGGCUUGGAGGUUUCUCUUUGGGAGGCUGAGAAGAUGUGGGAAGAAGUGCUGUCCCUCGUUCAGAGAGGCCGAACUCCUUCCGCGGCAGCGGCAGCGGAGGGCGCCGCAUUGGACGCAGCGAGCGUCGAGGAAAUUGUGAAAGCCUCGGUGGAGGCCGAGAAGGCGGCAGCGGCGCGCGCUGCCCAGGACACGUUGCGAGAGAGACUCGGGGAGCACGCUUGUCAAGACGAGAGUGCGGAGCCCGCAGAGAUGGAGAGGGAGCUGCUUCUGGAGGAGGCGCAAGAGGAGGCUCGAGAGGAGGAAGAUCGGCACCGUGAGCUGGAGCUGGCUCUGCUGGUGGCCCGACGCGAAGAUGCAGAGCUUGAGGCCCAGGCUGCCGGACGAGCUGCGGAGAAGGCGGCCGAGGCGGUCAUGACCUGGCGCAGUCAGAACUUCCGCGAGCUCUGCCGCAAGAUCUGCCAAGAGAUGACCCAAUCGUUGCUCGUGCAGUUGCAGCACCUCUGCGAGAGUGCUGCCGAACAUCCCGACAUCUUUCAGAAGCAGAUGGAGGAGAUCCGGGAGCUCAAGCAGGCCCACUCAGCAGUUUCUGCCGCGCAGGCAGAAGCUCUGGGUAGCGCCGAUCUCCUGGAGGCGGAGCUGCAGGCUGCUUGGGUGGGAACAGUGGCAGCCAUCGAGGAAGUUCAGGCCUCCAGCAAGGAGCUGGCGAUGGAGCGGGACCGCUGUCGCCUUGCUCUGGAUGCUCUGCGGGCGCGAACAGACGCUGUUGAGUUUUCGGCAGCUUUGGCCGCCAUGUGUGAAGAGCUGGUGCUCGAGGUGCCCAGCGAGUUUCCGGAACCCAAGCCGGUCUGUCUUGGUUUGCCAGAGGCUGCUCUCUCAGAGAGUGAGGGACCAGAAGCAUGCAGCUGGGAGGAGUCAGAGUCCUCUGAGUUGUCCGCGGACCUGUACGAACAGUUUGUCCGCUUCAUGGAGCAGAUGCGGGCCACAAGUCCGGAAAUCCUUCGUGGAGUACGAGCCUCUAGAGCACUGCGAAGCGGGCCACGCAGGUGGAUUCGAGGAGAUCUUGAGAAACUGUAUGCUCUGAGCGAGGCAACAGAUCAAUUUGAAGAGUUUUGGUCUCACAGCUGGUCCACCGGUGCUCUGACAAAGUUUUCCAACGUCCUUCUCCUCAACCAUGGCCUGCCAGCGUUCGUUGUGGGUACACUCUGCGCUGCUUCUGUUGGCUCCCUGUGCGUGUUGCGCCUUCUGCCUCCAUGGAAUCUAUGGGGCACAGUGACUGGUGUCCUGAGUUACUACGUGACCUUGCUUUUGUGGAGCCGGAGGAAGCAGGUCUUCCUGGAUAUUGCGUGUAUUUGCCAGACUGAUGCGAAUCUAAAGGCCCAAGGUCUACUGAGCAUCGGUGCCUUUUUGAAAAACUCGAGGUCUUUUCUGGUCUUGUGGGACGAAAUGGCAGCAUUCCUUCACAGUCGAGAGCCAGGUGCAAAGAAGAAUCUGGUGGUUUGCCCGGUGUUUGUUGCACCUGCACUCCUCAUUGGUCAUUUGGGUCUCAGCGUGCUUCUGGUCGCAUACCUUCUUUCACAGGUGCCGAUCUUUCCAUGGGGUGGCCUCGUUAUGUGUCUUCUCACUGCUCCAUGUUUGAUGCUCUUCGCAGUCGCGGUUGUUGCCCACUAUCGGAGUAUCGAACAAAUUCAGGAUCAAGUCCGCGGUUUCACCAUUGACAAGUCUUCGUGCCAUUGCUGUUCCUGUGGGCAUGUUGAUCCACGCACCUGUGAGACGAUGAUUUGCGACCGCAAAUUGAUCGUUCGCUGCAUCUCCCUCUGGUUCGGGUCGGCAGAGGCUUUCGAGGAGAUUGUGCGAACUCGGCUCCUGACAGUGCUGGUCCACCAGCUGAAAACGCAGGUCUUCUCAUACUGGCGUAUUGUGCAGGCUGCAAGCCCGGCUCUCUGGAUGAUGAUCGACAUCUGGUGCGCGGACAGCAUGAAGGGCGCGGCCACAGAAGACCUCGUGGAGGUGGCCCUCGCUGCUGUGACCUUGUGCUUCAUGUUCCUCCCAAGUGUGUGCUUACUUUUGCUCAACCUCGCCUACAAAGCACGCCACCUGCGAGCUCCGCAGACGUUGAUCGCGGCAGGGCUUGUCGCCAUUGGUGCCGGCACAUUCGGGUUCUUUCUCGCGUCCGAAAGGAUGCUUGUGCUGAUCACCGGUGACCAAGUGAUUGCUGGAAUCAUAUUGUUUUGGGUAAUGGGAGCCAUGACUCUUUGGUUGUGGCGCUGCGUGCCCAUGCUCGGUCACGACGGGACUCUUUCCGCCGAGGACUUCUGA